AAAUCAAACAAAACGCAAUCCAAAACGACCAGUUUUGAACAGCACGUACCUGGCUGAGAUCGAUGGCCGGAUCAUCAGGAGAGGAGGAGCUCAAGCUGCUGGGCACAUGGCCGAGCCCAUUCGUGGCGAGGGUGGAGCUCGCCCUCGUCCUCAAGGGGCUGACCUACGAGUACGUGAAGGAGGACCUCGCCAGCAAGAGCGGCCUCCUGCUCGCCUCCAACCCGGUGCACCAGAUGGUCCCCGUUCUUAUCCACAAUGGCAACGCUGUAUGUGAGUCCCGGGUCAUCUUGGAGUACAUCGACGAGGCCUUCCCCGACGCCGGCGACGCCCUCCUCCCCGCCGACCCUUACCGGUGCGCCGUCGCUCGCUUCUGGGCCGCCUACAUCGACGAUAAGUUCGUAGCGUCAUGGAUGCCGGCGCUGAGGGGGAAGACGGAGGAGGAGAGGGCAGAGGGGAUGAAGCAAAUCCUCACGGCGGCGGAGGCACUGGAGGGAGCCCUGGGGGGGAAUCCCUUCUUCGGCGGCCGCGCCGCCGGGCUCGUCGACGUCGUCCUAGGCGGCCUCAUCCCGCUGGUGAGGGCGACCGAGGUGCUCACGGGCGCCGCCAUCUUCGACGCCGCCAGAACCCCGCUCCUGGCCGCGUGGGCGGAUCGUUUCGGUCAGCUCGACGCCGCCGGCGAGGUGCUGCCGGACGUCGACGGGAUGGUCGAGUACAUGAAGAUGAGGGAGGCUGCCGCAGAUGCUGCGGCGAAGGCAGCAGCUAAUUAACUCGAACAACUCAUGUUGGCGAUCGAUGUGGUAAAUACGUACCAUGCAUAUUUAGUGUUGUGUUUUUGGACAAAAUAAUGUGCUUGUUCCUGAAAAAUAGGAGCAAUUGUGUGGUGGAUUUGGGCUGUUAGUCAGAAUAAUGCAAUUAAUAUAUUUGUGUUAGUUUCUUCAUGCGCUUACUUUGGACCUCUUUUGACUACAGCUCCUUUACGGUACACCGUACUAACCUAUAUAUAUACU
Molecule: messenger RNA, 1007 nt
Organism: Oryza brachyantha (malo sina)
Lineage: Eukaryota; Viridiplantae; Streptophyta; Magnoliopsida; Poales; Poaceae
Product: probable glutathione S-transferase GSTU6
Exons: 2
Coding region: 63-767 (234 amino acids)
Biological process (GO): glutathione metabolic process
Cellular component (GO): cytoplasm
Molecular function (GO): glutathione transferase activity
Source: RefSeq, a predicted model, not a curated record